AUGCCCAGUGCUACAGGGUCAAGCUGGGAGAAGUACCAGAAGAACUAUGCCGACGAUGAAGAGCCAGAGAAGAAGAUCACACCCUUAACAGAAGAGGACAUACAAGUUCUAAGGACAUACGGAGCUGCGCCCUAUGCGUCGGCGCUGAAGAAGCUCGAGAAGCAAAUCAAGGAGAAGCAGCAGAGCGUCAACGAAAAGAUAGGCGUGAAGGCAAGACUGCACACCGGGCUCGCCCCUCCCCAUCUCUGGGAUAUUGCUGCCGAUCGUCAACGAAUGUCGGAAGAACAACCACUACAAGUCGCGCGGUGUACAAAGAUCAUCCAAGAUGAGAAAGACCCCGAUAAGAGCAAAUAUGUCAUCAAUGUCAAACAGAUCGCCAAGUUUGUUGUCAACCUGGGAGAAAGAGUCAGCCCUACGGAUAUUGAGGAGGGCAUGCGUGUGGGUGUGGAUCGACAGAAAUAUUCUAUCAUGCUUCCGCUGCCCCCAAAGAUUGAUCCCAGUGUGACGAUGAUGACGGUCGAAGAUAAGCCUGAUGUGACCUACGGAGAUGUUGGUGGCUGCAAAGAGCAGAUUGAAAAACUUCGAGAGGUGGUUGAGAUGCCACUUUUGUCGCCAGAGCGGUUCGUCAGCCUUGGAAUCGAUCCUCCAAAAGGAGCUUUGCUGUACGGGCCUCCGGGAACCGGUAAGACCCUAUGUGCAAGAGCAGUUGCCAACCGAACAGACGCGACAUUCAUCAGAGUCAUCGGAUCCGAACUAGUACAGAAAUACGUGGGUGAGGGUGCCAGGAUGGUUCGCGAAUUGUUUGAAAUGGCCAGGACAAAGAAGGCCUGUAUCAUCUUUUUCGACGAAAUCGAUGCUAUCGGUGGGGCUCGGUUUGACGACGGCGCCGGUGGUGAUAACGAAGUCCAGAGAACCAUGUUGGAGCUCAUCACUCAGCUUGACGGUUUCGACUCGAGAGGGAACAUCAAAGUCAUGUUCGCUACUAAUCGACCUUCUACCCUUGACCCUGCUCUCAUGCGGCCUGGUCGUAUUGACAGGAAGAUUGAGUUCUCUUUGCCGGAUCUCGACGGACGCGCCAAUAUUCUACGCAUUCAUGCGAAGAGCAUGUCUGUCGAGCGCGACAUCAGAUGGGAGCUGAUCUCAAGACUCUGUCCAAACGCAACGGGAGCCGAACUACGAAGUGUUGCAACAGAAGCAGGAAUGUUCGCUAUCCGAAGUCGGCGCAAAGUGGCGACUGAGAAAGACUUCCUGGCUGCAGUCGACAAGGUCAUCAAAGGCAAUCUGAAGUGGAACAGCACAAGCGCUUAUGCUCAAUACAACUAG
This is a messenger RNA of Capronia coronata CBS 617.96, 1323 nucleotides long. RefSeq names its product 26S protease regulatory subunit 7. NCBI's taxonomy places the organism in Eukaryota, Fungi, Ascomycota, Eurotiomycetes, Chaetothyriales, Herpotrichiellaceae. The transcript has 3 exons. The record is from RefSeq and is a predicted model, not a curated record. Gene Ontology annotation, biological process: proteasome-mediated ubiquitin-dependent protein catabolic process. Gene Ontology annotation, molecular function: ATP hydrolysis activity; ATP binding; proteasome-activating activity. Bases 1 to 1323 code for a protein of 440 amino acids. Gene Ontology annotation, cellular component: proteasome regulatory particle, base subcomplex.